Xiphias gladius (swordfish) is the source of this 3476-nucleotide messenger RNA. Its product is annotated as dynein, cytoplasmic 1, intermediate chain 2a-like. Gene Ontology annotation, molecular function: dynein light chain binding; dynein heavy chain binding. The record is from RefSeq and is a predicted model, not a curated record. Bases 169 to 2127 code for a protein of 652 amino acids. Gene Ontology annotation, biological process: transport along microtubule. The transcript has 17 exons. Lineage: Eukaryota; Metazoa; Chordata; Actinopteri; Istiophoriformes; Xiphiidae. Gene Ontology annotation, cellular component: cytoplasmic dynein complex.
UUCGCGGCUUCGAGGCCAACCGCCGAGGAAGACGACUGCAGCGGAGCAGACUGCUGUCUCUUCCAGCAUCAUCAGUCUCCACCACCAUCACUUCUCCUCAGGCUUAACGCACUCAAAGCUGCACUCUGUGGUUUUCUGUCUACUUCACGUCUAACACCUGACACCAGUAUGUCUGACAAGAGUGAGCUGAAAGCUGAGCUGGAGAGGAAGAAACAACGGAUUGCCCAGAUUCGAGAAGAGAAGAAGAGAAAAGAAGAGGAGAAGAAAAAGAAGGAUGGAGAUUCAAAGCGUGGAGCGGAGGCGGGAGUCGGGUCUUCUGUCGGCCAUGAAGACUCUGACCUGGAGAGGAAGAGGAGGGAGGCGGAGGCGCUGCUGCAGAGUGUUGGCAUCACCCCUGACAUACCCCAUGUUCAGCCCCUGAGGGUAGUAACAGAAGAUACAUGUCUGUUUCACUACCUAGUCCCCGCCCCCAUGUCUCCCUCCAACAAAUCAGUGGGCAGCGAUGCAGGAAGCCAGGAUUCUGGGGACGGAAACGCGGGACCAAGGACAUUGCACUGGGAUCCUGACCCCUCUACUCUGCAACUCCACUCCGACUCUGAGCUGAUGGGACGUGGAGCUGUGAGGCUGGGCAUGUCCAAAGUGACACAGGUGGACUUUGUCCCGAAGGAAAUGGUGUCUUACUCCAAAGAAACACAGACACCCACCGAGGCGCUGCUGACACACACUGAUCAAAAAGCAGAUGAGGAGGAUGAUGAGGAGAUAACUGCGCUCCCAUCAGCGGAGGACACCCAGGAGGAGAAAAACGAACAGGGUGAACAGCAGGAGGAGGACACACCCAAGGAGCUGACAGAGGAAGAGAAACUGCAGGUUUUGCAUUCCGAGGAUUUCAUGUCGUUUUUCGAGCGCGGCAGCCGAAUUGUUGAGAGAGCUCUUGCUGAGCAGGUGGAUGUCUGCUUCGACUACAGUGGCAGAGAUCUAGAGGAUAAGGAAGGUGACUUGCAGGCAGGCGCAAAGCUGGUUCUGAACAGGCAGUUUGCAGAUGAGCGCUGGACUAAAAACAGAGUGGUCACCUGUCUGGACUGGUCCCCUCAGUACCCAGAGCUGCUAGUGGCCUCAUAUAACAACAAUGAGGAUGCUCCCCAUGAGCCUGAUGGAGUGGCACUGGUCUGGAACAUGAAAUACAAGAAGGCCACACCCGAGUACAUCUUCCACUGCCAGUCAGAGGUUAUGUCAGCCGGGUUUGCAAAGUUUCACCCCAACCUGGUGGUGGGUGGGACGUACUCCGGACAGAUUGUCUUAUGGGACAACAGGAGCAACAAGCGCACCCCUGUUCAGAGAACCCCGCUGUCUGCAGCUGCACAUACUCACCCACUCUACUGUGUAAAUGUGGUGGGAACCCAGAACGCUAACAACCUGAUCAGCAUUUCCACUGACGGCAAAAUGUGCUCCUGGAGCCUUGACAUGCUCUCGCAGCCACAGGACAGUCUGGAGCUGGUGUUCAAACAGAGCAAGGCAGUGGCUGUCACCUCCAUGGCUUUCCCUCUGGGCGAUGUGAACAACUUUGUGGUGGGGAGCGAGGACGGCUCUGUCUACACCGCCUGUCGCCACGGCAGUAAGGCGGGUAUCACUGAGGUGUUUGAAGGUCACCAUGGUCCGGUGACCGGGCUGAGCUGUCACAGUGCUGGUGGACCUGUUGACUUCUCUCAUCUCUUCAUCUCCUCCUCUUUUGACUGGACCGUCAAACUCUGGAGCACUAAGAGCACCCGUCCGUUGUACUCAUUUGAGGACAGUUGUGAUUAUGUCUAUGAUGCAAUGUGGUCUCCAACACACCCUGCUCUGUUUGCUUGUGUGGACCUAGCUGGACGUCUGGACCUGUGGAACCUCAACAAUGAUACUGAAGUUCCCACCGCCAGUGUGUGUGUGGAGGGAUCUCCAGCGCUGAACCGUGUGAGAUGGGCUCACACUGGAAAAGAGAUUGCCACUGGGGACUCGGAGGGACAGGUGCAGGUCUACGAUGUAGGGGAGCAAAUCUGUGUGCCCAAGGCUGAUGAGUGGACGCGCUUCGUCAGGACGCUGGCUGAGAUCAAUGAGAACCGGGACGAAGCUGAGGAACUGGCCAACGUCUGACGUGACAAACCCCACACUGCCAACUGCUCAUAAAUUUCUCUCCAGUACACUACACACCUAUUGCACACUACACGACACUGCUGGAGGAGCUGUUCUCUCUUCUCUCUGGGUUCCAGCUUUUCCACCUACUACAACUAAAUUGGCCUGAGGAGAUGUGCAGAGCUAGAAUGGAUAGAAAAGACAGUUUUAGACAAUUUUAGAUGUGUUUUUAAAUGUGUCUUUAAGAGUUUUAGAGUACAUUUGUAGGAACAAUGAAUGUCACAUGUAGCAGUAGUAGAAACCACAGUUAAGUGGUUCAAAGUUUAACUGAAAGGAAUACAGGGAAGUGAUUUUCAGAUGGUUGUGGCUGUCCACUCUCUAAACUUCUAGCGUUGAUUACAUCCUCAGGGCUACAGAAACUGCUCUUCUCCUGAGGCCUCAACCAACUCAGCCCUUUUUUUAAAUAUGCAAACCUUUGUACUUGCACCUUUUUAUUACCAUUUUAGUGUUUUUACAUGUUUUAAUAUUUUUCUGGACAUGCUUGUGCACAUGGCUGGCAAAGAGUUUCAACAGAGUGAAAAAAAGAAAAGCUUACAUAUCAAUAUCUUUUCCUCUUUAUCCUCAGCAGCACUUGAAUUUGAUGACUACGACAGAUAAUGUGCUUAAAUAUACACACUGUAUGGCCUGUGCAGAAGUGUGUCACUUACAUUUUAACCACUACAAUAUUUAAUAUUUAUUCUGAUGGUGGCACUUAUUUAAAUAUUUUGUGUAUUGUUUAAAAAUGCUGCUUUGUACUAAAAGCUUGAGUAAUACAUUCCUAAAAUUAGCACAAGCUUUUUACCAAGCAAAAUCCAUUACUAUACAUGCCUUGAAUUUAUUGACACUAGUUACAGUUAAGAAGUGAUGUUUUUCUGUACCAAAGGUUAUUGUUUUAUACUCUGUACCUGUCUAACGACUAGUAGAAAACAGUUUCCUGACUUGUCCUCUUUAGGAGGAUCUAAAUACACUAAAUGAUGUUCUUAACGAAGUUGUAAAGCUGAGUUUGGAAACGAAUUUUUACUUAACUUUCUUUUUCCAUCCAAUUUCUCAUUCCUUCAUGAUGCAGCACUCCAGCCACACCAGGCUGGUGAAAAAUUCAGCUUCAGUGUUUAAAAUGAGCUAAAAUUGCAGUGUAGCAACCAUGUUUGAGAUAACACGACAAAUGUCAGUAUUCUGCAUAGACUAAUUGCACUGUAUACUUCCAUGUUACUGAUACAGUUAAUGGUUGCACUUUUACAUUGGAAUAAAACUCAAGACUUAUUGGUAAAAUUAAACCCAUAUGGAUGAUUUAUUUCAAUAAAAUACAGUGACUGAAUUGCGAUACAUUUAAU